UUAAUUUAAACAAAGAACCACCAAUUCAGCCACUUCGUUCAGGAACUGUUAUUGGAGUUCAGGUGAUGUUGAAGUUUUCUGUUGAUUCAGUUGAAAAAGGAAGCUUUUUGGUGGGCCGGAAUUGGUUUCAUUGCAGAGAAAGUUUGUGUUUUGGAUAUCGCUUGACUCAGCUUUGAUGUGAUAUUAAAGCCGAAUGCAGAUGUUGAAGCAAUAGAAAGUGUGAUUUGUCGGGUUGUGCUACAAACUCAAAGCUACUAAAGGCUUUAAACCAGUGGGGUAGUGUGAUGGGUUGUGAGUGUUCUAAACUUGCCUCUUGUUGCUGGGAAGGACAGAGUGGCCCCAUUCACGAGGCUCAAAAUCCUGAUGAGGAGAAAGACGAAGUUGGCGAUUUGCCAGCAUUCUGUGAGUUUACAUUUGAUCAGCUCAGGAUAGCUACAUCUGCAUUUGCUGUAGAGAAUAUAGUUUCGGAACAUGGUGAAAAAGCUCCAAAUGUUGUUUAUAAAGGAAAGCUGGAAAACCAGAGGUCGGUUGCUGUUAAACGCUUCAAUAGAUCUGCAUGGCCUGAUUCCCGCCAGUUUUUAGAAGAAGCAAGGUCCGUUGGUCAACUCCGCAACAAUAGGUUAGCAAAUCUUCUUGGCUGUUGUUGCGAGGGUGAUGAGAGGUUGCUAGUUGCAGAAUUCUUGCCCAAUGAGACACUUGCAAAGCAUCUAUUUCAUUGGGAUACACAACCAAUGAAGUGGGCGAUGCGGUUAAGGGUGGCCUUGUAUAUUUCGCAGGCUCUUGAAUAUUGUACAGGCAAAGGGCGUGCUCUUUAUCAUGAUCUUAAUGCUUAUAGAAUAUUAUUCGAUGAAGAUGGUGAUCCCCGACUCUCUUGCUUUGGUUUGAUGAAGAACAGUCGAGAUGGAAAAAGUUACAGCACAAACUUGGCAUUUACUCCUCCUGAAUAUUUGAGGACAGGAAGGAUCACCCCCGAGAGUGUGAUAUUUAGCUUCGGGACACUUUUGCUUGACCUUCUCAGUGGAAAGCACAUCCCUCCUAGCCAUGCACUGGAUCUGAUAAAAGACCGGAAUCUUGAGAUGCUAACUGAUUCUUGCUUGGAAGGUCAGUUUUCUACUGAUGACAUAACUGAAUUGGUACGGAUUGCUUCAAGAUGUCUCCAAUACGAGCCUCGUGAGCGGCCGAAUCUAAAGUCAUUAGUUGCUGCAUUAUAUCCUCUUCAAAAAGAAGCCGAGGUUCCCUCUCAUGUAUUAAUGGGUAUAUCAUGUAAUGGCGAAACUAUGCCUCUAUCUCCACUUGGUGAAGCUUGCCUGAAAACGGACUUGACUGCCAUCCAUGAGAUCUUAGAAGCGCUUGGGUACAAAGAUGACGGGGGAGCAGCUACUGAGCUUUCAUUUCAAAUGUGGACAGAUCAGAUGCUGGAAACAUUGAACUCAAAGAAAAAGGGUGAUGUUGCUUUCAAGAAUAAGGAUUUUAGUGCUGCCAUUGAUUGCUAUACGCAGUUUAUUGAUGUUGGAACUAUGGUCUCCCCAACUGUAUAUGUUCGUCGUAGUCUGUCUUAUCUCAUGAAUGAUAUGCCACAAGAAGCUCUCAAUGACAUAGUACAAGCACAAGUGAUAUCUCCUGUUUGGCAUAUUGCAUCAUAUCUGCAAGCCGCUUCUCUUUUCACAUUGGGGAAGGAAAAUGAGGCACUAAUCGCACUUAGAGAGGCUGCCAUACUCGAACAAGAAAAGAACGCAUCUUCUUGAAAGUGGCAAGUGGAGCUUAAACCUAGAGGAGCUACUGAUCUUUCACCUCGUGUACGCAAUGGUUGGUAAAUUGUUUAUAGAGCAUUCUUUUGCAACAUAAUUGGAUGGGGUUGGUUUUGGUCAUAUAUUUCCCUUUGUAUCUACAAGUUAGUCCUUCUUGUAGUUGAUUGAUCUUUGCCAAUAACACAAUCUCUGGAAAUUUUUUAUAGUGUCAUGGGGCGGGCCCAUCAUCUCCGAGUUUUGAAGGUUGCGGUUGGCCCAAAUGGUCGGUUCCUGACGGGUUUUUCGGUCUUAAAAAAAAAUAGUACCAUGGGUUCCUAAACAUAUAAGACCUGUGGAAAAGUAUGGAGAGAGAAUAGCAAGCUGUAAUUUUUGUACAGUGCUAUGUGGUUGGUCAACUGAGUUUUUUUUCUUCUUCCUUUUUUCUCUCUUAUGGUUUUAUUGUGGGAUUAAUUUUACAAUACUUAUUUUUAAGUAUUUGUAACUGAUGUAACUUGCAAAAUAUUGUUUGUAAUGUUGUAUCCUUUCUCAAGAUUCUUGUAGUAUGAAUGCUACAUCACCAAUUCAAAUAUGAUGUGUCAACAAUGA
This is a messenger RNA of Lycium ferocissimum, 2333 nucleotides long. Its product is annotated as serine/threonine-protein kinase BSK7-like. The coding region runs from base 285 to 1745 and encodes 486 amino acids. Gene Ontology annotation, biological process: protein phosphorylation; brassinosteroid mediated signaling pathway. Gene Ontology annotation, molecular function: protein kinase activity; protein binding; ATP binding. The record is from RefSeq and is a predicted model, not a curated record. The transcript has 13 exons. NCBI's taxonomy places the organism in Eukaryota, Viridiplantae, Streptophyta, Magnoliopsida, Solanales, Solanaceae.